AAUCAAAUAAUUAUUUUCUUUUUUAACGAACUAAUGCUUGCCUUAAAACAUAGCAAAACAAAUUUAUUAUUUUAACUGACUUAUCCAUUUCAAUCGUAUCUUAUGAAUUUAUAAUAUAUUUUAAUCGCCGGCGUCUCUCAUAUUUUGAAAAGCAUUUGUUCUUGAAUAGAGUUAAAAUAUCAAGUAAACGAAGUGAUAUUCCCAAUUUGGUUUGUUUUGAAUGUGAUGGUGUAAAUCGUCAACAGUGGGCAUCGCUCACCGUGGAGACUUAUUAGAAGCUCUAAAGGGAGGAUGUCUAACGUCGAAAACGUAUGUCCGCAAGUUCUGCGUGGUGUGACGCGCGAACUUCGACGGCUCGCGGCCAAUCCACCUUCAGGCAUAAAGCUUGUCCUUCGAGAUGACAAUAUUACCGAUGUCGUAGCACUGAUUGAAGGCCCUGCGGAUACGCCGUACGCCGGUGGAGUGUUUCGCGUUCGUCUCGCUCUGGGCCGCGAGUUCCCGACGGCGCCGCCGCGCGCUUACUUCCUUACCAAGAUAUUCCACCCCAACGUGUCGGUGGCGGGCGAGGUCUGCGUCAACACGCUCAAGCGCGACUGGCGACCGGAGCUCGGGCUCGAGCACGCGCUGCUCGCUGUCAAGUGUCUGCUGAUCGCACCCAACGCGGAUUCGGCGCUCAACGCAGAAGCUGCGGCGCUACUGCGCGACCGCUACGAUGACUACUUCGCUCGAGCCAAACUAUACACCGAUAUACACGCCCGUGGGCGCGAGGUGGAGGCGGAGGCGGGCGCGGGCACGGAGGCGGCGGCGGCGGCGGCGGCAGGCGGCGAAGGGCCGCGCGCCAAGCGUGAGCGCCGUCCGGCCGCGCCGCCCGCACGCGACAAACGUCGCAUCCUCAAGCGCUUAUGAGGCGCUGAGCGCGUCGCCUAUGUUUCUCCCGCACGUGUAUUGUCAUGAUUUUUAAGAUAUAGGAGUGUAAAAAUGUGUCCUUUAGUUGUAUUUAUUUUCUAAUAAAUAAUAAUAAUGAUAAAAUUUAGUACAUGCUUC
Nymphalis io (European peacock) is the source of this 1044-nucleotide messenger RNA. Its product is annotated as ubiquitin-conjugating enzyme E2 S. The record is from RefSeq and is a predicted model, not a curated record. The transcript has 2 exons. Lineage: Eukaryota; Metazoa; Arthropoda; Insecta; Lepidoptera; Nymphalidae. Bases 292 to 906 code for a protein of 204 amino acids.